Acanthisitta chloris (rifleman) is the source of this 1005-nucleotide messenger RNA. It is a transcript of the gene AKR1D1, whose product is annotated as aldo-keto reductase family 1, member D1. Gene Ontology annotation, cellular component: cytosol. Gene Ontology annotation, biological process: bile acid biosynthetic process. The record is from RefSeq and is a predicted model, not a curated record. The annotation marks the transcript as partial. The transcript has 8 exons. Gene Ontology annotation, molecular function: steroid dehydrogenase activity; Delta4-3-oxosteroid 5beta-reductase activity; ketosteroid monooxygenase activity. NCBI's taxonomy places the organism in Eukaryota, Metazoa, Chordata, Aves, Passeriformes, Acanthisittidae.
ACUCCCAAGGGUACCUGUCUGGAGGCAGUGAAGAUUGCCAUUGAUACUGGUUACCGCCACAUCGACGGUGCCUUUGUCUACUACAAUGAGCAUGAAGUGGGACAAGCCAUCCGGGAGAAGAUCGCUGAAGGAAAGAUCAAGCGAGAAGACAUUUUUUACUGUGGCAAGCUGUGGAAUACUUGCCACCCCCCAGAGCUGGUGCGUCCCACACUGGAGAAAACCCUGAAGAUCCUGCAGCUGGACUACGUUGACCUCUACAUUAUUGAGCUGCCAAUGGCUUUCAAGCCUGGAGAUGCACUCUACCCAAAAGAUGAAAAUGGAAAAUUUAUCUACCAUGAGACAGACUUAUGUGCCACUUGGGAGGCUAUGGAGGCAUGUAAAGAUGCAGGCUUGGCAAAGUCUAUUGGAGUAUCCAAUUUCAACCGCAGGCAACUGGAGAUGAUCAUGAACAAGCCAGGACUUAAGUACAAACCUGUCAGCAACCAGGUUGAAUGCCAUCCCUACUUCACCCAACCCAAACUCUUAGAAUUCUGCAGACAACAUGACAUUGUUAUUGUUGGGUACAGCCCAUUGGGAACCUCGAGGGAUGAAUCAUGGGUGAAUGUGUCUUCCCCUCCUUUACUGAAGGACCCUGUGCUUAACGCCAUCGGCAAGAAGUACAACAAGACCGCUGCACAGAUUGCUCUGCGUUUCAGCAUCCAGCGAGGGGUGGUGGUCAUCCCAAAAAGCUUCAAUCCACAACGCAUCAGAGAGAAUUUCCAGAUCUUUGACUUCUCCCUUACUGAGAAAGAGAUGAAAGAAAUUGAAGCCCUGAACAAAAACGUUCGUUAUGUGGAACUGUUAAUGUGGCGUGACCAUCCAGAGUAUCCCUUCAAUGAUGAAUACUAACAACAAGGUGGGUCUGGCCAGUCAAUGCUGUUAGGCUUUGCUGAGAGAGAUUCAACGUUUUUGGUGCUUUGACUUCAUGUGAGACUGUUCAAAUCAACAUUAAAAACAUGACAUUUA